This is a messenger RNA of Penicillium canescens, 1470 nucleotides long. Its product is annotated as sulfatase family protein. NCBI's taxonomy places the organism in Eukaryota, Fungi, Ascomycota, Eurotiomycetes, Eurotiales, Aspergillaceae. The transcript has a single exon. The record is from RefSeq and is a predicted model, not a curated record. The coding region runs from base 1 to 1470 and encodes 489 amino acids. Gene Ontology annotation, molecular function: arylsulfatase activity.
AUGACCAAACGCAACAUCCUCCUCAUGAUAGCCGACGACCUAGGCAAACAACUAGGCUGCUACGGCAACAACAAAAUCCAAACCCCAAACAUAGACCAACUAGCCUCAGAAGGAACGACAUUCACCCAAGCCUUCACCUCAACAGCCUCCUGCAGCGCCAGUCGCUCAGUAAUCUACACAGGCCUACACACGCACCAGAACGGCCAGUAUGGACUACACAAUGGACGACACCAUUUCACAACCUUCGACCACGUCGAAACAGCCCCAGCCUUAUUCUCAGCACGGGGCUAUGCAACAGGUCUGAUUGGCAAAGUGCAUGUUGGUCCUUCGGGCGUUUAUCCAUGGGAUAUGCGCGCUGAGAGUGAUAGUCGUGAUGUGGCACUUGUUUCAGACCAGGCUUCUGCAUUUUUCAAGAAAGGUGCAGAUGAUGGCCAGCCAUUCUUUUUGACGAUUGGGUUUAUUGAUCCGCAUCGCGAUUUGACGAGGUCUGGGUUUGGGAACCAGGAGGUUUAUGACCCGCGUGUUAAGAGGGUUGAGUAUAGACCUGAGGAUGUGGAGAUCCCAUCUUUUGUGAAUGAUUUGCCUGGGGUAAGGUAUGAGUUUGCGGAAUACUAUCAGUCUAUUUCAAGACUGGAUCAGGGUGUUGGGAUGGUGCUGGAUGGAUUGAAGAAGUCUGGGUUGGCGGAUGAUACACUCGUUCUCUUUAUGAGUGAUAAUGGCCCGCCAUUCAUCAAUUCCAAGACGACUCUUUAUGACGCUGGUGUGAGUUUACCGUUGAUCAUGAAAUGUCCCGGUUCAUCUGCUGGCACUGUCAACCCGAAUAUGGUCUCCUACGUCGAUAUCCUUCCCACACUCCUCAACUGGGCAGAACAUCCCAACCCAUCCCACCCAGCCCGAACAGGCCGUUCAAUUCUGCCAGUUUUGGACGAAACAUCCGGACUCGAAAACUGGAGCCAGAUCUUUGGCUCACACACAUUCCAUGAAGUAACAAACUACUGGCCAACUCGCAUGAUGCGAAACAGACGGUAUAAAUACCACCGCAACAUCGCCUGGCGCUUGGAUUUCCCCUUUGCGGCUGAUAUCUACGGCUCGUUGACAUGGGAGGAGAUCCGGAAUGCAGAGAACUGCCCGAAGAUGAUCGGGUCGAGGCCGUUGAAAGAUUAUUUCUUCCGACCUGCGGAGGAGCUUUAUGAUAUCCAGGCUGACUCCGAUGAGGUGCGGAACCUGGUUGGUGAGGCUGAGUAUCAGUCUGUUCUUGAGGAGAUGAGGGCUACCGUUGAGAAGUGGCAGCGGAGGACCGAGGAUGCUUGGUUAUACCGGGAUGGGGUUUCUUUGAUAUUUGUUAGGCAUCAUCUUGGUGGUGGGCUUGAUGUGCCUGAUCGGUGGGAUUUUGAUGUUGAGAGACCUGAGAGUAAGGGGGUUACUUCUUUUGCUGGAGAUUUGCCCUGGGGGCCGGAUGUUGAGAUGUGA